Messenger RNA from Chenopodium quinoa (quinoa), 4410 nucleotides. RefSeq names its product Niemann-Pick C1 protein-like. The coding region runs from base 206 to 4039 and encodes 1277 amino acids. The record is from RefSeq and is a predicted model, not a curated record. Gene Ontology annotation, molecular function: lipid carrier activity. The transcript has 39 exons. Lineage: Eukaryota; Viridiplantae; Streptophyta; Magnoliopsida; Caryophyllales; Amaranthaceae. Gene Ontology annotation, cellular component: membrane.
GUAACAUGAUACGUUUCUUUUACUGCACAAAUUCUAAGACCUUUUGCUUUCACCUUCAAUUUACAUUGAUUUCUCUAGUCUUUACUAACCCCAACAAAUUUUGUUCAUUUUCAACUGAAAACCUACUUCCUCUUUCAUCUUCACUUCCCCUUUCUCUCUCCAAAUUCCAUUAUCAAACUAAAUUUGCUUAUGUGAGAAAUCAUCAAUGGCGUCAUCUUUUAGAUUUUUUGUCUCUCUUUUUAUGAUUCAGUUGGUUUUUCUGGGUUCUUUGAUUACUUUACUCAAUGCUGAUUCUGGGUCUUCCUUGUUUUCUGAUGCUAUACUUGGGAGAAGACAUUCUGAAGAAUAUUGUGCUAUGUAUGAUAUUUGUGGAGAGCGUAGUGAUGGGAAAGUUUUAAAUUGCCCUUACAGCUCACCUUCAAAAAAGCCUGAUGAUCUCUUUUCGGCAAAAAUCCAGAGUUUGUGUCCUACCAUUACUGGUAAUGUUUGUUGUACAGAACGUCAAUUUGACACGUUGCGGUCACAAGUUCAACAGGCAAUUCCUUUAUUGGUGGGUUGCCCAGCUUGCUUGAGGAACUUCCUGAAUCUUUUUUGCGAGCUUUCAUGCUCGCCAAACCAGAGUUUAUUUAUUAAUGUUACAUCCAUUGGCGAGGUAAACGGAAACUUGACUGUGGAUGGCAUUGAAUAUUAUGUAUCUGAAGAUUUUGGUGAAGGUUUAUAUAACUCUUGCAAGGAUGUAAAAUUCGGUAGUAUGAACACAAGAGCCAUAGAUUUUGUUGGGGCUGGUGCAAAAAGUUAUAAAGAAUGGUUUGCCUUCAUUGGUCAGAGGGCUGGAUCCGGCAUGCCUGGAUCUCCAUAUUCCAUCAAUUUUCAGACUAGCGCUCCUGAAUCAUCUGGAAUACAGAUUAUGGAUGUUUCUACCUACUCCUGCAAUGACACUUCGCUGGGCUGCUCAUGUGGUGAUUGUCCUUCAUCACCUGUGUGCUCAAGUUCAGAACCUCCUCAUUCACAGACAAAGGAUUCCUGCUCAGUUAGGCUGGGUUCAUUUGAGGUGAAAUGCAUUGACUUGUCAAUGGCCAUCGUCUAUAUUCUGUUAGUUUCUGCUUUUCUUGGAUGGGGGUUCUUUUACCGUAGAACAGAAAGAACUGGUCUUGCAUCUACUACGACGCCUUUGUUGAGUAAAGUAGAUUCCUUUGGUGAGGCAAAUGAUGACACCCCUAACGUGAAGGAUACUGAGAAAGCGCUGCAGUCUCAGUCUACUGUUCAAGGAUUUAUGAUUGAUGCUUUUAGGAAAUAUGGACUUUGGGUUGCAAGGAAUCCUACCCUUGUGCUGUGCUCCUCUGUCGCCGUAGUUCUUAUACUUUGCUUGGGUUUACUACGUUUCAAGGUCGAGACUCGACCUGAGAAGUUAUGGGUUGGUCCUGGAAGCAAGGCAGCAGAAGAGAAGCACUUUUUUGACACUCACUUAGCUCCUUUCUAUAGAAUUGAACAGCUUAUAUUGGCAACCAGGCCAGAUCCGCAAAAUGGGAAAUCUUCCAGUAUAGUAACAGAGGAUAAUAUACAGUUGCUUUUUGAUAUACAACAGAAGGUUGAUGAACUGAAAGUGAAUUAUUCAGGAUCAAUGGUGUCUUUGUCUGAUAUUUGUUUGAAACCUCUAGGGGAGGAUUGUGCCAUCCAGAGUAUCCUUCAGUAUUUCCAGAUGGAUCCUGACAAUUAUGAUGAAUUUGGAGGAAUCCAGCAUCUUUUGUAUUGCUUUCAGCAUUUUACAUCCACUGACUCAUGUUUGAGCGCUUUUAAAGCACCCCUUGACCCCAGCAUUGCCUUAGGGGGAUUUUCCGGGAAUAAUUAUUCUGAGGCUUCUGCAUUUGUGGUAACUUACCCAGUCACUAAUAUGGUUGAUGAGUCAAGUGAUGCAAAUGGGAAAGCUGUGAAAUGGGAAAGGGCUUUCAUUAAACUGGCCAAGGAGGAACUGUUACCUAUGGUGCAGUCUAGCAAUCUCACUUUAUCUUUUUCUUCUGAAAGCUCAAUUGAAAAUGAACUAAAACGAGAGAGCAGUGCUGAUGUUAUAACAAUUUUAAUAAGCUAUCUUGUGAUGUUUGCUUAUAUAUCACUUACUCUGGGAGACAAACCACAUUUGUCCUCUUUUUACAUUUCAUCCAAGGCUUUACUUGGACUUUCAGGAGUUGUGGUUGUUAUAUUGUCUGUUCUUGGCUCAGUUGGUUUCUUCAGCGCCUUCGGAGUGAAGUCAACUUUAAUAAUAAUGGAAGUCAUCCCCUUUCUUGUUUUGGCUGUUGGAGUUGAUAACAUGUGCAUAUUGGUACAUGCUGCAAAACGGCAGUCAAUUGAAAUAUCCUUAGAAGAACGAAUAAGCAAUGCCCUUGUUGAAGUUGGUCCCUCCAUAACACUUGCUAGUUUAUCUGAGGUGUUGGCAUUUGCAGUGGGAGCUUUUAUCACUAUGCCAGCAUGCCGUGUUUUUUCUAUGUUUGCAGCUUUGGCCGUCUUUCUGGACUUUCUUCUUCAACUCAGUGCUUUUGUUGCACUAAUAGUUUUGGACUUCAAGAGAGCUGAAGACUUCAGAAUUGACUGUUUCCCAUGCAUAAGAAUUUCAUCAGCAUCUGUGGAAUUAAACAGAGAGAUUCAUCAGAGACCUCCAGGACUGCUUACUCGAUAUAUGAAGGAAAUUCAUGCACCCAUUCUUUUACAUCGUGGAGUUAAAGUACUUAUUCUUGCUCUAUUUUCUGGUUUGGCUUUAGCAGGCAUCGCUUUGUGCCCCAGGAUUGAGCCAGGUUUAGAGCAACAGAUUGCUCUUCCUCGGGAUUCAUAUCUUCAGGGCUAUUUUAAUAAUAUUUCAGAGCAUCUCAGAGUUGGACCUCCCCUGUAUUUUGUUGUAAAGGAUUAUAACUACAGUUCUAAUUCAAGGCAUACAAAUCAAUUGUGUUCAAUUAGCAAGUGUGACUCGAAUUCUCUUCUAAAUGAGAUAUCAAGAGCAUCUUUGACACCAGAAUCUAGCUACAUUGCAAAGCCAGCAGCCUCAUGGCUUGAUGAUUUUCUAGUGUGGCUAUCACCUGAAGCUUUUGGUUGUUGCCGAAAGUUUGUUAAUGGUAGCUAUUGCCCUCCUGAUGAUCAGCCUCCAUGCUGUUCACCUGACGAAGGGCCUUGUGGUUAUGGGGGAGUUUGCAAAGAUUGUACUACAUGCUUUCGCCACUCAGAACUUCACAACGAUCGUCCUUCUACUACACAGUUUAGAGAAAAGCUCCCGUGGUUCCUCGAUGCAUUGCCUUCUGCUGAUUGUGCUAAGGGGGGUCAUGGAGCCUACUCUACUAGUCUGGACUUGAAUGGUUAUGAGAGCGGUGUUAUUAGAGCAUCUGAGUUUCGAACGUAUCACACACCAGUCAACAGACAGAGUGACUACGUUAAUGCACUCCGUGCUGCCCGUCAGUUCAGCUCAAAAAUUUCUGAUUCGCUGGAGAUGGAUAUCUUUCCAUAUUCAGUCUUCUACAUAUAUUUUGAGCAAUAUCUGGACAUUUGGAGAACUGCUGUCAUCAACCUAGCUAUUGCCCUUGGUGCUGUUUUCAUUGUGUGCCUAUUCAUAACUUCCAGUUUGUGGAGUUCAGCCAUCAUUUUGCUUGUUCUGGCCAUGAUAGUGGUGGAUCUCAUGGGUGUUAUGGCUAUCCUGGGUAUCCAACUGAAUGCUGUAUCUGUUGUCAAUCUUAUCAUGUCAAUAGGAAUUGCUGUUGAGUUCUGUGUUCAUAUAACACAUGCAUUUUCGGUCAGCCACGGUGACAGAAACCAGCGAGCAAAGGAGGCGCUUGGUACCAUGGGAGCUUCUGUUUUCAGUGGAAUCACAUUGACUAAGCUGGUUGGAGUUAUCGUACUAUGCUUUGCAAGAUCAGAGAUUUUUGUGGUUUAUUACUUUCAAAUGUACUUGGCAUUAGUUAUCAUUGGUUUCCUGCACGGGCUCAUCUUUUUGCCUGUAUUGCUAAGUCUGAUUGGCCCACCUGCCUGUGGACAGAAUGUUAGAUGCUCACAGUCGAUCUAAUUGGAUAUCUGUUAUAUAGACUGUGCUUUCAUUUUAGCAAGAGAACCUUGAUUAGCAGUUGCUCAUACUUUUCUAACCUAUCUCUUAGCGUGGCCAUUGCGAACUACUAGGAUUUUAGGAUUCUAGCUGCUGCUCCAUCAUUAAAUGAAAACUCACCUAACUAAUAUGCUCUACUUUGCACAUUGUGGAUCUUGUAUUGAUGGAGAGAACUAUUAAUUUUGUAAAUAAUUUGCUUGUACUUAAAGCAACAUGGACUAGUAUCAGUAGUAUGUAUGACUCAUUAUGGUAUCUGUUAUAAUAUAAUUCAGAUACUGUAUCUCGAAGGCAAACAAUAUUUUACCAUGCACUGAGAGUUCUAAUUACUGCCUGCA